Molecule: messenger RNA, 2345 nt
Organism: Pristis pectinata (smalltooth sawfish)
Lineage: Eukaryota; Metazoa; Chordata; Chondrichthyes; Rhinopristiformes; Pristidae
Gene: exoc7
Product: exocyst complex component 7
Exons: 22
Coding region: 74-2248 (724 amino acids)
Biological process (GO): exocytosis
Cellular component (GO): exocyst
Molecular function (GO): phosphatidylinositol-4,5-bisphosphate binding
Source: RefSeq, a predicted model, not a curated record
UGUCCGGGCGGAAGUGCCGUGCGGCUCCGCGGGUGAGGGUUGCAGUGAGGUGAGGGGAGGAAGGGCCGUCACCAUGAUCCCGACCGAGGACGCGUCUGCCCGCAAACGGGACAUCGAGGAGAAGCUGCGGCAGGAACAAGAAACUUUGUCAUUUAUAAGAGAAAGCUUGGAAAAAAGUGACCAACUGACAAAAAACAUGGUUUCCAUCCUUUCAUCGUUUGAAAGUCGACUGAUGCAACUGGAGAAUUCCAUCAUUCCGGUCCACAAGCAGACGGAAAAUCUGCAGCGUCUACAGGAUAACGUGGACAAGACACUGUCUUGCUUGGACCAUGUCAUUAGCUAUUAUCAUGUAGCCAAGGAUACAGAAAAGAUCAUCAAAGAAGGUCCUGCUGGAAGGCUGGAGGAAUACCUGAACUGUAUGGCAAAGAUUCAGAAAGCCGUGGAGUACUUCCAGGACAACAAUCCAGACAGCCCCGAGCUGAAUCGGGUGAAAUUUCUCUUUGAAAAAGGCAAGGAGUCUUUAGAAUCAGAGUUCAGAAACCUCCUAACUCGCAACAGCAAACCGGUGCCACCCGUUGUCAUCCUGGACCUGAUCGCUGCUGAUGAAGAAAUUGAGACAACAGAUGAAGUGCUUCUGGAGCACCUCCCUGAGAAUAUUCUGCAGGAUUUGAUCUGUAUUUCAGGGUGGUUGGUGGAUUAUGGGAGAAACCUUGAUUUUAUGAAUGUCUAUUACCAAAUCCGUUCCAACCAGCUGGAUCGCUCAAUCAAAGGCCUGAAAGAGCAUUUCCGCAAGAACAGCUCAUCCUCUGGCAUACUGUACUCUCCUGCCAUGCAGAACAAAAGGAAAGAUACCCCCAGUAAAAAGGCCAUCAAGAGACCAGUCUUCAUCCCAGGCACAAUUCGUAAGGCUCAGAACCUUCUGAAACAAUAUUCUCAGCAUGGGCUGGAUGGCAAAAAGGGUGUUUCUAAUCUCACUCCCAUUGAAGGUCAUGAUCACGAGUUGCGAGUUAAACAUCUCUCAGAGCCGCUGAAUGAGAAGCAUGGCCCUCCCAUGGGGAAGGAGGAUAUAAUGGACAGUGAGAUUGAUUCUUACAUUCACUGUAUCAGUGCCUUUGUAAAGCUGGCACAGAGCGAGUACCAGUUACUGACGGAGAUCAUUCCUGAGCAUCACCAGAAGAGAACCUUUGACUCCCUGAUCCAGGAAGCUCUGGACUCUCUGAUGGUAGAAGGAGAGAAUAUAGUGUCCACAGCGCGCCGGGCUAUCAUGCGACAUGAUUACUCUGCUGUCUUAAACAUAUUCCCCAUCCUUAAGCACCUCAAGCUGAUGAAACAGGAAUUUGAUCAAGUUCUGCAGGGCACAGCCGCCAGCACAAAGAAUAAAUUGCCAGUACUUAUCACCUCUAUGGAGACCACGGGUGCUAAGGCACUGGAGGAGUUUGCAGAUAGCAUUAAGAAUGAUCCAGACAAGGAGUACAACAUGCCCAAAGAUGGGACUGUCCAUGAGCUGACCAGUAAUGCUAUAUUGUUCCUUCAGCAACUGUUGUACUUCCAGGAGACCGCCAGUGCAAUGCUAGCAUCUCAGGUUCUGGGGGACACUUACCAUAUCCCUUUAGACCCCAGAGAGAUUGGAACCUCGUCCAGCUCCUACAAUUCUGAAUUCAACAGGCGGCUCCUCAGCAACUACAUCUGCAAAAUACUCGGCAACUUGCAGCUGAACUUGCACAGCAAGGCCAAGGUUUACGAGGACACUGCGCUGGGCGCUGUCUUCCUUCUCAAUAACUUCAACUACAUCCUCAAAUCUCUGGAGAAGUCCGAAUUAAUCCAACUUGUAGCGGUAUCUCAGAAGCACCCUGACAAGGCAUACAAGAGUCACAUUGAAGAGCAACUCCAGACCUACCAGCGCAGCUGGUUGAAGGUCACAACACCCCUCACUGAGGGUAACCUACCUGCCUUCCAGCCCGGAACUAAAUUAAAAGAUAAGGAAAGGCAAGCAAUUAAAGACCGAUUUAAGGCAUUUAAUGAUGGACUGGAAGAACUCUGCAAAAUCCAGAAAUCCUGGGCGAUCCCUGAUAAGGAACAGAGGGAUAAGAUCAGGCGUGCACAGAAGGAGAAUGUAACCGUGGCCUAUCGAGUCUUCUGGCAGAGGUAUUCAAAUGUUCCCUUCACCAAGAAUGUUGAAAAAUACAUAAAAUACAGAGUGGAGCAGGUUGAAGAAAUGAUUGAGAAACUCUUUGAUACUUCAGCAUGAAGAUCGAGUAUUACUGUGCCAGACACAAUUGCCAAUCAUUUAUUGAAAUACUUGUUCCUAAUUUAUGUAAAUAAACUAUUAUAUUCCUUGAAUGAAA